Molecule: messenger RNA, 14585 nt
Organism: Chroicocephalus ridibundus (black-headed gull)
Lineage: Eukaryota; Metazoa; Chordata; Aves; Charadriiformes; Laridae
Gene: MUC5AC
Product: mucin 5AC, oligomeric mucus/gel-forming
Exons: 59
Coding region: 40-13566 (4508 amino acids)
Cellular component (GO): extracellular matrix
Molecular function (GO): protein binding
Source: RefSeq, a predicted model, not a curated record
AGGCAGGUUGUUCGGUAGUUUCUACCGGACUUCCAGAAGAUGGGCACAGGUGGUGGGACACGAAUACCACUAUGGAUAUCAAUACUAGCACUUGCCUUCAUAGAGAUCAAAGUUCAAGCACAGGAUGAUGAACAACAAACAAAAUCAAACUAUGUUUCUCCAUCCACCCUGCAGCGACAAAAAGGUUUUCCACCGGCUUUGAAAUCCCAUGAAGUGACAAUCAUUCCACCUUUUCCAAACACAUUGAAAGUAAAGGCUGGCAACCCCUCUCACAAUGGCCGUGUGUGCAGCACAUGGGGUAACUUCCACUUCAAGACCUUUGAUGGGGACAUCUUUUACUUCCCUGGGGCCUGUAAUUACAUCUUUGCAUCCAACUGCAAAUCUCCCUAUGAGGACUUCAACAUCCAGAUUAGGCGUACAAUGGUGGAAAAUGCUACCAUGAUAACUCACGUCAUCAUGAAGCUGGAAGGAGCAGUGAUUGAACUGACCCGCGGCUCUGUCCUGCUUGAUGGCAAAUUGGUCCAGAUGCCCUACAGCCAUAUGGGAGUCUUCAUAGAGAAAAGUAACAGCUAUUUGAAAGUUUCUGCCAAGUUAGGACUGACUUUCCUUUGGAAUGAAGAGGAUGCCCUCCUGGUGGAACUAGAUAAGAAAUAUGCCAAUCAAACUUGCGGACUUUGUGGGGACUUCAAUGGAGUUCCAAUUAGCAAUGAAUUUAUUUCAGAGAAGACAAAACUGACUCCCAUACAGUUUGGGAAUAGGCAGAAGAUGGAUGGGCCCACAGAGCAGUGUGCUGAUCCUAUUCCUCCUGCUCUUGUGGUGAACUGCUCAGCUGAAUUUGCUUCUAUCUGUGCAACAGUAUUAACCAGUAAAGCAUUUACAAGCUGUAAUGCACUUGUGGAUGUUCAGGACUACAUUGAAACUUGCAUACAAGACCUAUGCCACUGUGAUAGCUCUAUGGCUGACUUCUGCAUGUGCAACACCUUUGCUGAAUACUCCCGGCAGUGCGCUCAUGCAGGUGGACAGCCUCUGAACUGGAGAACCCCAGAACUGUGUCCCAAAUUAUGUCCUUUCAACAUGCAAUACCAUGAGUGUGGCUCCCCCUGUUCUGACACGUGCAGCAACCCGGAACGAUCUGCACUUUGUGAAGAUCAUUGUACAGAUGGCUGCGUCUGCCCUCCAGGAAUGGUAUUUGAUGACAUUAAUGGUGCUGGCUGCAUUCCCCGUAAAGAAUGCCACUGUACCUAUGAAGGUGAAACUUAUGCUCCUGGUGCCUCCUUCUCAUCUAAAUGCAGAUCAUGUACCUGUACUGGAGGUGAAUGGUCUUGCGUCACCCAGUCAUGCCUCGGGACUUGCAGUAUUGAAGGAGGCUCUCACAUUUCAACGUUUGAUGAGAAAUAUUAUUCCUUCUUUGGAGACUGUAGCUACGUCCUAACCAAGCUCUGUGACAGCAAUGAAUUCACUGUUCUGGGAGAUAUCCACAAGUGUGGCCUGACUGACACUGAGACAUGCCUCAAGGGUAUAGCCGUCAGCCUGAGUGGAGGACAAACUAACAUUGUGAUCCAGCCUUCCGGCAGUGUAUUUGUGAAUAUGAUCUACACACAGCUGCCAUUCUCUGCAGCAAAUGUCACCAUCUUCAGAUCAUCAUCUUUCUUCAUUAUUCUGCAAACAACCUUUGGUCUUCAGCUACAGGUUCAGCUUGUGCCUCUCAUGCAACUUUUUAUAGACUUAGACCCAUCACAUAAAGGGCAGACCUGUGGUCUCUGUGGAAACUUCAAUGACGUGCAGACAGAUGAUUUCAAAACCACUAGUGGUGUAAUAGAGGGUACUUCAGCUGCCUUUGGCAAUACUUGGAAAACUCGGGCUGAUUGUCCUGAUGCCAAAAAUACCUUUGAGAACCCCUGUACUGUCAGCAUACAAAAUGACCAGUAUGCUCAGCACUGGUGUGGACUGCUCUCUGAUACCACGGGACCUUUUGCUGAAUGUCACUCAACAGUGAAUCCAGAAGUUUACCAGAAGAACUGCAUGUUUGACACGUGUAACUGUGAGAAGAGUGAGGACUGCAUGUGUGCUGCCCUUUCCAGCUAUGUCAGAGCCUGUGCUGCUAAAGGAGUUCUCCUCACUGGAUGGAGAAGCAAAGCUUGCACAAAAUACACCACCUUGUGUCCGAAAUCCUUGAAGUACACUUACAACGUCGAUUCCUGUCAACCCACCUGCCGGUCUCUGAGUGAGCCUGAUGUCACAUGCAGCAUCAAGUUUGUCCCAGUUGAUGGCUGCACCUGCAUAAAUGGAACCUACAUGGAUGAAAGUGGCAAAUGUGUGCCUGCUUCUAGCUGUCCUUGUUACUACAAAGGAACGCCUCUGUCUUCUGGAGAAGUUAUUCAUGAUAAUGGUGUUGUCUGCACUUGCACCUAUGGAAAGCUGAGCUGCAUUGGAGAGAAACCUGAACCAGUCUGCGUACCUCCCAUGGUCUAUAUUGACUGUGGCAAUGCCACUGCAGAUGUGGUAGGAGCAGGAUGCCAGAAGAGCUGUCAGACUCUAGAUAUGGAAUGCUACAGAACCCACUGUGUCUCUGGCUGUGUAUGUCCUCAUAACCAAGUCUCAGAUGGCAAAGGUGGCUGUAUAGCUCCAGAAGACUGUCCAUGUGUUCACAAUGGGAAUUCCUACAGCCCAGGAGAAUCAAUCAGAGUUGGCUGUAACAACUGCACAUGUAGAAACAGAAAAUGGCACUGCUCCAAUGAACCUUGCCUGGAAACCUGUUCUGUUUAUGGAGAUGGGCAUUACACCACCUUUGAUGGCAAACGUUUUGAUUUUGAAGGAGACUGUGAAUAUGUUCUGGUCCAGAACUACUGUGGUCAACAAGGUAUGAACCAGGGAACCUUCAGAGUCAUCACCGAGAACAUUCCAUGCGGCACUACAGGAACCACCUGCUCUAAAUCUAUUAAAGUUUUCCUGGGCAACUAUGAGCUGGUACUCAGUGAUGGACACUCUGAUGUCAUCCAGAGGACACCUGGAGGAAAAAUGCCAUUCCAAAUGCGUUCCAUGGGCAUCUACCUGGUGGUUGACACUUCUGUUGGCCUGAUACUCAUGUGGGACAAGAAAACCAGUAUAUUCAUUAAGCUUAGUCCCAGUUUUCAGGGACAUGUCUGUGGACUUUGCGGAAACUAUGACGGCAAUGGAAACAAUGACUUCACUACUCGCAGUCAGUCUGUGGUAGGAAAUGUGCUGGAGUUUGCCAAUAGUUGGAAAGUGUCUUCUAGUUGCCCAAAUGCCAAUCGUACCAAGGAUCCAUGCACUGCGAAUCCAUACAGGAAAGCCUGGGCACAGAAGCAAUGCAGCAUCAUUACCAGUGAAGUGUUUGCAAAGUGUCACUCCCAGGUUGAACCAAAUGAAUAUUAUCAAGCAUGUGUGGAUGAUGCUUGUGCCUGUGACACUGGAGGAGACUGUGAAUGUUUCUGUACAGCAGUAGCCGCCUAUGCUCAAGCAUGCAAUGAGCUGGACAUCUGCAUUUCAUGGAGAACCCCAUCCAUUUGUCCUCUGUUCUGUGAUUACUACAAUCCACAAGGGGAAUGUGAGUGGCACUACAAGCCAUGUGGAGCCCCUUGUAUGAAGACCUGCAAUAAUCCAAGUGGGAACUGUCUUCAUGAGUUGAGAGGUUUGGAAGGCUGCUAUCCACACUGUCCAAAGAAUAAGUCCUAUUUUGAUGAAGAAACCAUGACUUGUGUUUCUAAUUGCGGUUGUUACGAAAAUGGAAAAAAUUACAAACCAGGAAUGCAGAUGCCUUCAAAGGAGAAUUGUCAAUCAUGUGAAUGCACAAAGCAUGGAAAAAAAUGCAAAUAUGAUGAAUAUGAAUGCGUCUGCAUUUAUGAGGGACAGAAAUACAACUAUAAAGACGUGAUCUACAAUACUACAGAUGGCACAGGAGGGUGUAUUGUUGCAACCUGUGGUCCCAAUGGAACACUUCAAAGGGUUGUCUAUGAAUGUCCAAUCUCAACAUCACCCACAACAGCAACGACGUUUCAUUUCAGCACUACGCCACCUGUCACUACUUCCACAGUGUCACCAACUACAUCAGUAUGUGUUCGUGAAGUCUGUGAAUGGUCAGAAUGGUAUGAUGGGAGUCUGCAAACCCCUGGCUAUGAUGGUGGAGAUUUUGAAACCUUUGAUGAUUUGAGAUCUAAAGGUUAUGCGGUCUGUAAAACUCCACGGGCUAUUCAAUGCAGAGCAGAGAAAUUCCCUAAUAUACCACUGAAAGACCUUGGCCAAAAAGUAGAAUGCAGCACAACAGCUGGGCUUAUAUGUUACAACAAAGAUCAAAUUUCAACAAUGUGCAACAAUUAUGAAAUCAGAAUCUUAUGCUGUGUUUUUGUACCAUGCUCUUUCACAACACAUUUCAGCACGUCAACACCAAUCACAACUACGGCUAAGAGCACAGAAAUAUCAACACCAACUGAAGAAACAUCGUUUUCGACCACCACAUCACUAGUUACUACAACUUACAAAACUACAACAUUCAUACCUUCACCUACUGAAGAAACAACCACAACCAAAAUGACAACACCUGUCACCACUUCUCCUUCAACAACUCCUCUUUGCAUUAAAGAAGAAUGCUCUUGGUCAAUGUGGUAUGAUGUCAGUUAUCCAGGGUCUGGAUACGAUGAUGGAGACUUCGAAACAAUUCAGAACAUUGAAAAUCAUGGAUACGAAGUCUGUGAUAAUAGAAAGGCAGUAGAAUGCAGAGCAGUAAGGUUCCCCAAUACACCAUAUCCCCUACUGGAGCAACACAUUACAUGUAAUACAGAAGAAGGACUGAAAUGCUACAAUAAAGACCAACUACCACCCAUCUGCUAUAACUACAAAUUAAGAUUUAAAUGCUGUAGAAAUAUAACAGCACCAUGCCAGCAAACAACAACACCACAUACAAGUACCACGAUUUUUUCAAUGAUUCCAAGUACAUCAUUCACAGAACUAUCAACACCACCAAACUUUCAAACAAAAUAUAAAACAACUACAGUACCAACACCUCCACCAGAAACAGAAUAUAUUCAUACGAGAACUACAUCACAAUCAACAACACACACAUAUUAUGAAGCAAAUACAACAACACCCUCAAGCCCCACUACGGCACCUUCCACAUCCUACCCCACCGAGAUCCACACCACCACCCCGUCCACUACCACCUGUGAACCCGAAGUGUGCUCCUGGAGCGAAUGGUUCGACGUCGACUUCCCCUCCUCGGGACCCAGCCAGGGAGACUUCGAAACCUACCAGAACAUCCGUGCCGCCGGGAAGAAAGUCUGUCAACAGCCAAAGGAAAUCGAGUGCCAGGCGGAGGACUACCCCGAGGUUUCCAUCCAACACGUCGGACAGGUCGUGCAGUGCGACGUCAACUUUGGACUGGUGUGCAAGAACGAAGACCAGACUGGCAAAUUUAAGAUGUGCCUCAACUACAGGAUCCGCGUCCUCUGCUGCACUCCUACCACCGCCCCAACCUCCACCACAGUCACGACCUCCACCACCACCACCACGCAGCCCACCUCCUCGGAAACCACAACGCAAACCUCCACCAGCACCACCAGCCCCACGCCAACACCUUCCACAUCCCACCCCACCGAGAUCCGCACCACCACCCCGUCCACUACCACCUGUGAACCCGAAGUGUGCUCCUGGAGCGAAUGGUUCGACGUCGACUUCCCCUCUGCGGGACCCAGCCAGGGAGACUUCGAAACCUACCAGCACAUCCGCGCCGCCGGGAAGAAAGUCUGUCAACAGCCAAAGGAAAUCGAGUGCCAGGCGGAGGACUACCCCGAGGUUUCCAUCCAACACGUCGGACAGGUCGUGCAGUGCGACGUCAACUUUGGACUGGUGUGCAAGAACGAAGACCAGACUGGCAAAUUUAAGAUGUGCCUCAACUACAGGAUCCGCGUCCUCUGCUGCACUCCUAACUACAAUUGCCACGUCACCACACCCUUGCCCACCACCACACCCACCAUCACCACCUUCCACAGAUCAACCACCACCGCCCCAACCUCCACCACAGUCACGACCUCCACCACCACCACCACGCAGCCCACCUCCUCGGAAACCACAACGCAAACCUCCACCAGCACCACCAGCCCCACGCCAACACCUUCCACAUCCCACCCCACCGAGAUCCGCACCACCACCCCGUCCACUACCACCUGUGAACCCGAAGUGUGCUCCUGGAGCGAAUGGUUCGACGUCGACUUCCCCUCUGCGGGACCCAGCCAGGGAGACUUCGAAACCUACCAGCACAUCCGCGCCGCCGGGAAGAAAGUCUGUCAACAGCCAAAGGAAAUCGAGUGCCAGGCGGAGGACUACCCCGAGGUUUCCAUCCAACACGUCGGACAGGUCGUGCAGUGCGACGUCAACUUUGGACUGGUGUGCAAGAACGAAGACCAGACUGGCAAAUUUAAGAUGUGCCUCAACUACAGGAUCCGCGUCCUCUGCUGCACUCCUAACUACAAUUGCCACGUCACCACACCCUUGCCCACCACCACACCCACCAUCACCACCUUCCACAGAUCAACCACCACCGCCCCAACCUCCACCACAGUCACGACCUCCACCACCACCACCACGCAGCCCACCUCCUCGGAAACCACAACGCAAACCUCCACCAGCACCACCAGCCCCACGCCAACACCUUCCACAUCCCACCCCACCGAGAUCCGCACCACCACCCCGUCCACUACCACCUGUGAACCCGAAGUGUGCUCCUGGAGCGAAUGGUUCGACGUCGACUUCCCCUCUGCGGGACCCAGCCAGGGAGACUUCGAAACCUACCAGCACAUCCGCGCCGCCGGGAAGAAAGUCUGUCAACAGCCAAAGGAAAUCGAGUGCCAGGCGGAGGACUACCCCGAGGUUUCCAUCCAACACGUCGGACAGGUCGUGCAGUGCGACGUCAACUUUGGACUGGUGUGCAAGAACGAAGACCAGACUGGCAAAUUUAAGAUGUGCCUCAACUACAGGAUCCGCGUCCUCUGCUGCACUCCUCCGUCCACUACCACCUGUGAACCCGAAGUGUGCUCCUGGAGCGAAUGGUUCGACGUCGACUUCCCCUCUGCGGGACCCAGCCAGGGAGACUUCGAAACCUACCAGCACAUCCGCGCCGCCGGGAAGAAAGUCUGUCAACAGCCAAAGGAAAUCGAGUGCCAGGCGGAGGACUACCCCGAGGUUUCCAUCCAACACGUCGGACAGGUCGUGCAGUGCGACGUCAACUUUGGACUGGUGUGCAAGAACGAAGACCAGACUGGCAAAUUUAAGAUGUGCCUCAACUACAGGAUCCGCGUCCUCUGCUGCACUCCUAACUACAAUUGCCACGUCACCACACCCUUGCCCACCACCACACCCACCAUCACCACCUUCCACAGAUCAACCACCACCGCCCCAACCUCCACCACAGUCACGACCUCCACCACCACCACCACGCAGCCCACCUCCUCGGAAACCACAACGCAAACCUCCACCAGCACCACCAGCCCCACGCCAACACCUUCCACAUCCCACCCCACCGAGAUCCGCACCACCACCCCGUCCACUACCACCUGUGAACCCGAAGUGUGCUCCUGGAGCGAAUGGUUCGACGUCGACUUCCCCUCUGCGGGACCCAGCCAGGGAGACUUCGAAACCUACCAGCACAUCCGCGCCGCCGGGAAGAAAGUCUGUCAACAGCCAAAGGAAAUCGAGUGCCAGGCGGAGGACUACCCCGAGGUUUCCAUCCAACACGUCGGACAGGUCGUGCAGUGCGACGUCAACUUUGGACUGGUGUGCAAGAACGAAGACCAGACUGGCAAAUUUAAGAUGUGCCUCAACUACAGGAUCCGCGUCCUCACCACAACGCAAACCUCCACCAGCACCACCAGCCCCACGCCAACACCUUCCACAUCCCACCCCACCGAGAUCCGCACCACCACCCCGUCCACCAGCACCACCAGCCCCACGCCAACACCUUCCACAUCCCACCCCACCGAGAUCCGCACCACCACCCCGUCCACUACCACCUGUGAACCCGAAGUGUGCUCCUGGAGCGAAUGGUUCGACGUCGACUUCCCCUCUGCGGGACCCAGCCAGGGAGACUUCGAAACCUACCAGCACAUCCGCGCCGCCGGGAAGAAAGUCUGUCAACAGCCAAAGGAAAUCGAGUGCCAGGCGGAGGACUACCCCGAGGUUUCCAUCCAACACGUCGGACAGGUCGUGCAGUGCGACGUCAACUUUGGACUGGUGUGCAAGAACGAAGACCAGACUGGCAAAUUUAAGAUGUGCCUCAACUACAGGAUCCGCGUCCUCUGCUGCACACCUAACUACAAUUGCCACGUCACCACACCCUUGCCCACCACCAGACCCACCAUCACCACCUUCCACAGAUCAACCACCACCGCCCCAACCUCCACCACAGUCACGACCUCCACCACCACCACCACGCAGCCCACCUCCUCGGAAACCACAACGCAAACCUCCACCAGCACCACCAGCCCCACGCCAACACCUUCCACAUCCCACCCCACCGAGAUCCGCACCACCACCCCGUCCACCACAACGCAAACCUCCACCAGCACCACCAGCCCCACGCCAACACCUUCCACAUCCCACCCCACCGAGAUCCGCACCACCUGUGAACCCGAAGUGUGCUCCUGGAGCGAAUGGUUCGACGUCGACUUCCCCUCUGCGGGACCCAGCCAGGGAGACUUUGAAACCUACCAGCACAUCCGCGCCGCCGGGAAGAAAGUCUGUCAACAGCCAAAGGAAAUCGAGUGCCAGGCGGAGGACUACCCCGAGGUUUCCAUCCAACACGUCGGACAGGUCGUGCAGUGCGAUGUCAACUUUGGACUGGUGUGCAAGAACGAAGACCAGACUGGCAAAUUUAAGAUGUGCCUCAACUACAGGAUCCGCGUCCUCUGCUGCACUCCUAACUACAAUUGCCACACCACCUGUGAACCCGAAGUGUGCUCCUGGAGCGAAUGGUUCGACGUCGACUUCCCCUCUGCGGGACCCAGCCAGGGAGACUUCGAAACCUACCAGCACAUCCGCGCCGCCGGGAAGAAAGUCUGUCAACAGCCAAAGGAAAUCGAGUGCCAGGCGGAGGACUACCCCGAGGUUUCCAUCCAACACGUCGGACAGGUCGUGCAGUGCGACGUCAACUUUGGACUGGUGUGCAAGAACGAAGACCAGACUGGCAAAUUUAAGAUGUGCCUCAACUACAGGAUCCGCGUCCUCUGCUGCACUCCUAACUACAAUUGCCACGUCACCACACCCUUGCCCACCACCACACCCACCAUCACCACCUUCCACAGAUCAACCACCACCGCCCCAACCUCCACCACAGUCACGACCUCCACCACCACCACCACGCAGCCCACCUCCUCGGAAACCACAACGCAAACCUCCACCAGCACCACCAGCCCCACGCCAACACCUUCCACAUCCCACCCCACCGAGAUCCGCACGACCACCCCGUCCACUACCAGCACCACCAGCCCCACGCCAACACCUUCCACAUCCCACCCCACCGAGAUCCGCACCACCACCCCGUCCACUACCACCUGUGAACCCGAAGUGUGCUCCUGGAGCGAAUGGUUCGACGUCGACUUCCCCUCCUCGGGACCCAGCCAGGGAGACUUCGAAACCUACCAGCACAUCCGCGCCGCCGGGAAGAAAGUCUGUCAACAGCCAAAGGAAAUCGAGUGCCAGGCGGAGGACUACCCCGAGGUUUCCAUCCAACACGUCGGACAGGUCGUGCAGUGCGACGUCAACUUUGGACUGGUGUGCAAGAACGAAGACCAGACUGGCAAAUUUAAGAUGUGCCUCAACUACAGGAUCCGCGUCCUCUGCUGCACUCCUAACUACAAUUGCCACGUCACCACACCCUUGCCCACCACCAGACCCACCAUCACCACCUUCCACAGAUCAACCACCACCGCCCCAACCUCCACCACAGUCACGACCUCCACCACCACCACCACGCAGCCCACCUCCUCGGAAACCACAACGCAAACCUCCACCAGCACCACCAGCCCCACGCCAACACCUUCCACAUCCCACCCCACCGAGAUCCGCACCACCACCCCGUCCACUACCACCUGUGAACCCGAAGUGUGCUCCUGGAGCGAAUGGUUCGACGUCGACUUCCCCUCUGCGGGACCCAGCCAGGGAGACUUCGAAACCUACCAGCACAUCCGCGCCGCCGGGAAGAAAGUCUGUCAACAGCCAAAGGAAAUCGAGUGCCAGGCAGAGGACUACCCCGAGGUUUCCAUCCAACACGUCGGACAGGUCGUGCAGUGCGACGUCAACUUUGGACUGGUGUGCAAGAACGAAGACCAGACUGGCAAAUUUAAGAUGUGCCUCAACUACAGGAUCCGCGUCCUCUGCUGCACUCCUAACUACAAUUGCCACGUCACCACACCCUUGCCCACCACCACACCCACCAUCACCACCUUCCACAGAUCAACCACCACCGCCCCAACCUCCACCACAGUCACGACCUCCACCACCACCACCACGCAGCCCACCUCCUCGGAAACCACAACACAAACCUCCACCAGCACCACCAGCCCCACGCCAACACCUUCCACAUCCCACCCCACCGAGAUCCGCACCACCACCCCGUCCACCAGCCCCACGCCAACACCUUCCACAUCCCACCCCACCGAGAUCCGCACCACCACCCCGUUCCCCUCCUCGGGACCCAGCCAGGGAGACUUCGAAACCUACCAGCACAUCCGCGCCGCCGGGAAGAAAGUCUGUCAACAGCCAAAGGAAAUCGAGUGCCAGGCGGAGGACUACCCCGAGGUUUCCAUCCAACACGUCGGACAGGUCGUGCAGUGCGACGUCAACUUUGGACUGGUGUGCAAGAACGAAGACCAGACUGGCAAAUUUAAGAUGUGCCUCAACUACAGGAUCCGCGUCCUCUGCUGCACUCCUAACUACAGUUGCCACAUCACCACACCCUUGCCCACCACCAGACCCACUGUCACCACUACUACCAUACCUGAACCAUUAUUCAGCAGCACUUCUACCUCUGCAUUAACACCAUGUUUCUGUAAAAUUGGGGAUGCUAUUUUUUCACCUGGGGAUUUGAUUUACAACAAAAUGGAUAGUGAUGGAUGUAGAUUUUAUGCCAUCUGUAGUCCAACGUGUAUAGUUGAACGACACACUGCACAUUGUAACAUUACUACUCCUCUAACCACUACUUCCCCUGAAUGGUCUACCAUAACAACCUCAGUUCCUCUGCCUACCACUUCUACAAGAGUUCCUUUUCACGGUUGUGUGUCUUCUACUUACCCUCCCCUACAAAUUGGACAAAGAUACAAAUUAACCAACUGUACAGAACUCGUGUGUAAGGGAGACAACAAGGUAGAAGUAAUUCCAACGCACUGCCCACCUGUAAAGGAAAUUACCUGUGCGAACAAAUAUCCGGCAAUACUGGUACCUGAUGAAAACGGCUGCUGUUACCAUUAUGAGUGUCAAUGUGUGUGCAGUGGAUGGGGUGAUCCUCAUUAUAUUACUUUUGAUGGAACCUAUUAUACUUUCCUUGAAAACUGCACUUACGUCCUGGUGAAACAGAUUGUACCUAAAUACGACAACUUCCGUGUUUACAUUGACAAUUAUUAUUGUGAUGCAAAAGAUGGACUUUCCUGCCCUAAAUCCAUUAUUAUUUUCUACAAAUCUGCAGAAGUGGUGCUGACCCGUCAACUCAUGAAUGGUGUCAUGACCAAUGUGAUGUACUUCAACAAGAAGAUUGUCAAACCAGGCUUCAAAAAAGAUGGCAUUUCUUUCUCCACACUUGGCAUCAACAUGAUUGUUGAAAUACCAGAGAUUGGUGCAACCAUCACCUUUAGUGGGCUGAUUUUCUCCGUGAAACUCCCAUACAGCAAAUUUGGCAACAACACCGAAGGACAGUGUGGAACAUGUACAAAUAACAAAUUAGAUGAAUGCCGCUUACCAAGUGGUAAGAUCAUUUCUUCCUGUCCCCAAAUGGCUCAUCACUGGAUCGUUGAUAACAACAAGUCAUGCCAUGGAGUACCAAUACCACCAGUUGUAACGACACCUUCACCAAAGCCUCACUGUGAAACACCUCCUCUCUGCAACCUUAUCUGGAGCGAGAUUUUUGCAGAAUGCCAUGCCGUGAUACCACCGGAACCAUUUUUCAAAGGCUGUGUUUUUGAUGGAUGUCGCAUAGAAGAUGAAUCCAUGCAGUGUUCCAGUUUGGAGAUAUAUGCUACAGAGUGUGCUUCUAGAGGUGUCUGCAUUGACUGGAGAGGAAAGACCAACAAUACAUGCCCAUACAACUGUGCAUCAAACAUGGUAUACAAGCCAUGUGGGCCCAUUAGUUCUGCUACCUGUGACCAAAGCCUUGUUGAGCUUCCUGGCUAUGGAGUAACUGAAGGAUGUUUCUGUCCUGAAGGAAUGACACUUGUGAGUGAAAACAGCAACAUCUGUGUCUCUGAAUGCUCUUGUAGGGAACCAAAUGGACUAUCCAGAGAGCCAGGAGAGAAAUGGACAAGAGAUUGCCAGGAAUGUGUCUGUGACAAAAAUACUCUUAAAGUGCACUGUACAAAACACAAAUGUUCUCUGACACAGCAAGUAUUUUGUGACGAACCAGGUUAUAUGCCUGUUCAGGUACAGAUACCAGAAGAUCCGUGCUGUACCAGGACUGAGUGCUACUGCAACACAAGCCUCUGCCCUGAGGCCACCCCCCCGUGCUUAGAGGGACAGGAAGUAGUCACAACAAUGCAGCCUGGAAAAUGCUGUCCUACCUUUGAAUGCAGACAUGGCUGUGUAGUCAAUGAAACCUACUAUGCACCUGGAGCUGUCAUUCCGUCAGGCCCCUGUGAAGAAUGUACCUGCUCUGAAUCCUCUUACCCAAGCCCUCACCACACUACUGUCAAGUGCAAGACUGUUACCUGUGACACAUACUGCCCAGUGGGUUAUAAGUAUACAAAGAUACCUGGACAGUGCUGCGGCACAUGCAAGGCAGCGGCUUGUAUAGCAACUGUGGGAGACAACAUUACACGUGUGCUCCAGGUUGGGGAAUACUGGAACCCACCUGGUGAUAACUGUACAACUCACACGUGUGAAAAAUAUGAUGACCAGUUCAUUCACGUCGUCUUACAGAAAAGCUGUCCUGUCUUUAACCCUGAAGACUGUGAUCCAGAUGACAUCACACUGUCUGACGAUGGCUGCUGUAAAAAGUGCCAAAAAAAUCUGAAGAGUUGCAUGAAGCACAAUACUACUAUUGUCAUCAAAUAUCAUGGAUGUGUAUCUCCUACACCUGUUGAGAUGACAUACUGUGAAGGCAGCUGUGAUGCUUCCUCACGAUAUUCUCCAGAGGCGAACACGAUGGAACAUAAAUGCUCAUGUUGUCAGGAAAUCAAGACCAGCCAAAGAAAGGUUACUCUGACAUGCAGUGACGGAACCUACCUUGAUCACUCAUACACCUAUGUGGAGAAAUGCAGCUGUAUGAACACUGAGUGCAUUCCCCAAGACAGCACCCAACAGGCAACAAAACAGAUAAAAGCCUCUCAGGAACAAGUGAAUGUCAAAAAUUAGAACUAGAGAGAAGUUGUCAAAAAAGGGUUGAAAAUAAGACUAAAAAAAAACUUUGAAAAAAUACAAAAGUGUCAAAAGCAGCUAAAUUUUGUCAUGAAUAGAUGAUAUUUUCUGUGUGCAAACUCAAUAUGUCUGUCUACACUAUUUCAGUUUUCAUUACCAAUAUAUCUCCCAUUGUUUUUUAUGUCUUUUCUUUUACACCUUGAGAGGUACAGCAUAAGGUCAUUUUGACAAUUUCUGUUAGUUUGUUUGUCUUCUGAGAAGUGCUGUACAUGAGAAUGAGAGCUGGAUUUACACUUGCACAGUCUAUUAUGAGAACAACAUUCUUUUCUGGCUUGAAGCUUGCCUGGGGUGGCAUGAUAUAGAUGCUUGACAAUAUCUAAUAUUUCCAUUGACGUAGACAGACCUUUUUUUAUAACAUUUUAAUUCCAAUUCAUUGAGACAAAUCAAAACCUUAAGUCCAGAAAACCAACAAGCAAAACCCAAGGAAAACUGUACCUCUCUGUUUCUUUUUCUUUUUUGCGAUGAUGAAAUCUUAGACUCCAACAAAAAGCCAUACCUUCUCAAAACUAUAAACUUCAAUAUUUUGAACCAUUUAUGAUGGGCAUAUUUCCCUAUAUAUUCUCGUGAGAAAAAGAAAGAAAUCCCAUCAUGAGAAGCUGCUGCACACUACUCUUUGUUUACAUAACACCAUCAGCAUAGUAACUGUAUGAAUAUAUGGAUUUUUUUUGUUUGUGGUUAACUGUUUACAGAAGAAGUAUAUAUAUAUAUAUAUUUUUGCCAACGGGGGCAUAUGAAGGAUUUUUGUAAACAAAAUAUAAUAAUAAUUAAUUAUAAUAGUAAUAAUAUAUGUAAAUUCUUUCCUAUAACUUUUAAAAGUUGAACCAUUGCUAUUUAUUUUGUUUUUGGAAAAUUGAUUUAUUGGGUCAUUUCUUUCAGAAUUAAUGUUAUCCCAUUUCUUAGUCUUAGUCAUGUUAUCUGGGUGUGGUAUAUUUCCUUCUUCUAAUUUGUUUUGGAAU